Molecule: messenger RNA, 2079 nt
Organism: Jaculus jaculus (lesser Egyptian jerboa)
Lineage: Eukaryota; Metazoa; Chordata; Mammalia; Rodentia; Dipodidae
Exons: 1
Biological process (GO): proteolysis; virion assembly
Molecular function (GO): aspartic-type endopeptidase activity; zinc ion binding; nucleic acid binding
Source: RefSeq, a predicted model, not a curated record
AUGGGACAAACUAUUUCCAGUCCCUUCGAUCUGACUCACUGGACUGACGUUAAGGAGAGGGCACACAGUUUAUCAGUUGAGGUAACAAAAAGGAAAUGGCAAACCUUUUGUGUUGCAGAGUGGCCUACAUUUAACGUAGGAUGGCCACCAGAGGGCACUUUUGACCUGACAAUUAUUCAGGCAGUCAGACAUCUUGUUUUGCAGGAACGCGGAGGACACCCAGACCAGAUUCCCUACAUUUUCACCUGGCAGGACUUGAUCCAAGACCCCCCGGCCUGGAUCAAGCCCUGGAUUCCCCCUCAACCCCCUAAUGAGGGCCCCCAUGGGCCCUCCAAGGUUCUUUUUGCAGAAUCGGAGAAAAAGGAGACAUCACGGAUCUACCCAGAGACCCAGCCCGAUCUCCUCCUCCUGGACCUACCUCCACCCUAUCCACCUGCCCAGCCACCUACUGCACCCCCAGCCCUCCCUGAGUCAGGCCAUCAAGGGGGCCCCGCUGCGGGAACCAGAAGUAGGAGGGCUUUUUCCCCAGACACUGCCACUGCCCUCCCACUCAGAGCUCUGGGACCCCCCCCCAUUCUAGGGCCAGGAGAAGACCCUACUCAUACACCCUUACAGCCCCUUCAGUACUGGCCCUUCUCUUCUGCUGACUUAUAUAACUGGAAGGCCAAUCACCCCCCUUUCUCAGAGGAUCCCUCUAAAUUAACUGCUUUAAUGCAAUCCCUAGUUUUCUCUCACCAGCCAACUUGGGAUGAUUGCCAACAGUUGCUGCAGACUCUUUUCACAACCGAGGAAAGAGAAUGCAUUCUCCUCUAGGCCAGAAAAAAUGUCCCUGGAGACGAUGGUCACCCUACACAACUCCAGAAUGUUAUAGAUAAUGGAUUCCCCUUGACCAGACCCGGAUGGGACUUCAACACCCCUGACGGUAGGGAGCAUCUCCAUGUCUAUCGCAAGGCUCUGGUAGCUGGUCUCCGAGGGGCUGCAAGACACCCCACCAAUUUGGCCAAGGUAAGAGAGGUUCUACAGGGACCCACUGAGCUCCCCUCAAUGUUCCUCGAACUCCUCAUGGAGGCAUAUCAUAGAUACACGCCAUUUGACCCAAUGGCAGAGGAACAGAGGGCAUCAGUACUAAUGAGUUUUGUGGAUCAGUCUGCAUCAGACAUCAGGAGAAAGUUACAGAGGUUAGAUGGCCUAGGGAGAUAUACUCUGUCAGACAUAGUAAAAGAGGCAGAGAUAAUAUACAAUAAAAGAGAAACUGAGGAAGAGAAAGAACAGAGAAAAGCAAAAGAACAAGAGGAAAGGGAAACUAGAAGGGAUAAGAGACAUGAGAAAAAUAUGACUAGGAUUAUGGCUGCCCUAGUAAAAAAUGGUAAGGAAGUUAUUAGACAGAAAGCAACUAGACCAGGACCAUUCCUGGGCAACAAGGCACCUCUAGAAAAGGACCAAUGUGCCUAUUGUAAGGAAAAAGGACACUGGGCCAAAGAUUGCCCCAAAAGAAAACCCAGAAGGAUACUCAACUUGGAGAACGAUGACUAGGGGAGAUGGGGCUCGGACCCCUUCCCCGAGCCUAGGGUAACUUUCAAGGUGGAGGGGAAACCUAUUGCCUUCCUAGUCAACACAGGCGCCCAACAUUCAGUACUCCUGAAACCAGAAGGACCCAUUUCUGACAAAAAGUCCUGGGUCCUUGGGGCCACUGGGGGCCAACAAUUUUCAUGGACUACCCGAAGAAUGGUGGAUCUGGGCGUGGGCCGGGUAUCCCACUCAUUCCUCGUAAUACCAGGUUGCCCAGCCCCUUUAUUAGGAUGGGACUUAUUGACCAAGAUGGGAGCCCAAAUUACCUUUACUGAUAAGGGCCCACUGAUGACCCACCGACAUGGAAGCUUCACCCAAAUAUUAACCAUGAAAUUAGAAGAUGAACAUAGGCUAUUUGAGAGCCCCCAGAUAAAUCCAGAGUUUGAUGUAUGGCUAACUAAAGUCCCCGGUGCUUGGGUUGAAACUGCUGGGAUGGGACUGGCCUCUCACCAACCUCCAAUAAUGAUCAAUUUAAAAGCUUCUGCCAUGCCUGUUUUGAUACGCCAGUAA